Molecule: messenger RNA, 3213 nt
Organism: Paramecium tetraurelia
Lineage: Eukaryota; Ciliophora; Oligohymenophorea; Peniculida; Parameciidae
Exons: 3
Molecular function (GO): metal ion binding
Source: RefSeq, a predicted model, not a curated record
AUGAAGAAAGGACCAAAAUUUAUCAAGUACGUAGUGAAUAGUGGAGAUAGAGGAAAGGCAAAAAGUUGUUAAAUCUGCAAUCAGUCUUUUUCUGCACUUUCGGCUAAAGAGCAUCAAUGUAAGAGAUGUAAAAGGGCAGUGUGUGAAAAAUGUUCCCCUUACAAAGCUUUCACGAUCAUUGAUGGUGUUCCUUCUAAGACUGCACAUAGAUAAUGUUAUCUUUGCAAAGAGGAAAGCGAAUCUCUAAAGAAGUUUAUAAAUCAAUACAAAAUUGUAUUCAUGGAAGAUACUUUUUCAAAGGAAUGGUUGAAAUCGUUUGGAAGCAGCGUUGAACAAGCAAAUUUAGAUUUCGAUUAAUCGUAAAGAGAAGAGAGCAAUUUAAGAAAUAAAGAAGAAAGUGUGAAAAUGAAGAGUGAGCUUCCAUAAGUAUUUUAGGAGAUUGUUCACUUUAAAAAUUAUUCAUUAUCAGAAUUUUUCUAUUUAGUAAUAAAGGAUUUUAACAUCACAUUGAUUUUGGAUUCAAUUAAUCGAGUACUUGGAACAUUUUUGAAAAUUUACCCAGAAGUAGGUUAUGCCCCAGAUUAAGUCUUCACAACAUUAUUUCUGUUGUGUUUUUGCAGCGAAGCCUCUGCCUACUAAAUUUUGGUCUUUAUGUAUUCCCUAAUUAUUCCGCAUUAUACAUACCCUUUGAGUUUGAGAAAGGAGAAGUGCGAAUUCUUCACAGAAAUAGACAAGACUAUGUAAGUAUUAACUUAGGCAUACAAAAUCAGCUCCCAGGAUUCCCCUUAUGUUAAAACAUUUUUAAGAUAUAGAUUGGUUCGUUAUAUAUAAUCUUUUACCAUAAAUUUCUUUUUAUUUGAAACUACCUUUUUUAUCAUUAAUUAACUUUUUUUGCAACCCCAAACUGGUUAUGAUGAUUUAACUAAAUAUCUGGCAACUGCUUACAAUGGAUAUAUAUAGAUAUUUCGCUAAUAAUCUUAAGAUGAAAUUGAAUUGAUUUUAUUAAGAAAUGUUCGUUCCGGAAAAAUCCAAGAUGGAUAUUUCUUGACGAAAUAAGUUGAUUUCUCCAAAGUUAUUCCAGUUGUCCAAAAAUCUAGUAGCAAUAUAUCAGCUAGGCAACCAUCAUUUUUACAAGAUAGUGAAUCAGGGACAGGUAUAAAACAACAAGAUUAAAUCAUUAUUUUGAGAACAGAGAUUGAAAGAUAAUAAAAAAUUAUUCAAGAAUAACAAAGCAAAAUAGAUAAGUAAAAAUUAGAGAUAGAAAACUUAGAAUUGAAAUUACAGUAAACUUAAUAAGUUAUAUCCUUAUAUAAGUCACCAGGAAAGGACAUCAAUUUAGAUUAAUAUAUAUCUUAAUAGGAUGAAGAAUUGCAAAAUCUUAGAAGAGUUACAUAAUAGCAAAAGUAAAACAAUUUUGAUUUAGAAAAAUAAUAAAUGUAGGCCUAUAUCAAAAAGUUGGAGUCUUAAGUAUUUAUUGAAUACAAAGCAAAUAUCCAAUUAAAAGAACAAUUAGAAUAGUCCUAAUUAUCCAAAAGUCAAGCAUCUACUGCAAGCCAAGAUUAGUAUGAAUAUGAGAUUUUAGAAAAAAAUUUAUAGAAGUACAAAAGAAAAUAUGAAAAGUUAAAAGCCAAAUAAUCAAGUUAGGAUUAAAAUUAAUAAAGAUCUAAAAAGGAUGAAAUCGCAAUAGCUGAAUUAGAAGCAAAAUUGUAAUUAAAGGAAAAACAGAUUUCAGAAUUAGAAUUAAAGUUGAAUAAAAACAAAUUCGAUACAACAGCUAAAAUAGUUGAAUUGGAAAGUUCAAUAGAGCAAUUAGAAAAACAAAAUAAAUUAUACAAGAAGUCUAUUUAAGAUAUUGAAACUAGAUAAUCAAGUUUAUAUAAGUAGGAUAAUGGUUUAGUUUAACAGCUAUAGAGAUAAAUCACAGAUUCAUAAAAUGAAUCAAAUUUGUAAUUGAGACAAGUCCAAGAAAGGUUUAAUCAAUAAAUACAACAAUUAUAAUAACAAUUAUAAAAGGAAUAAAAAGCUAGAUUUUUGGCUGAAUCAUAACUUAAAGAUCUAACCAUUAAACUAGAAAUUUAAGAAAAAUAAUAAAAAUAGGUGACAACAUCAAUACAAAAUUCUUAUCAAGAUAUAAGCAAUGGAGGAGAACUCCAGAAAGAAAUUUAGCGGCUCUAAGCAUAAUUAAAGGAAUAGGAGGAAAGAUAUUAAUAAUUAAAAUCAAAACAUUAUGCUCACUUAUAAAUGAUGAUUCAAGUAGAAAAAGAUAAAUUGAUUAAUCCAGAAAUCUAACUUAGUCUAAUAAAUAGUCAAGAAAAAGAGUUGACUGUAUUGUAAGAAAAACUUGAGAAAAAGAAAACAAAAAUUAAAUAGUUAAAGUAAAAAGAAAAAGCUUGGAUGAAAAUUAAUUAAGACAAUGUUGUAAAAAUUAAUUAAACAACUGAUGGCAAACACAUAGGAGAAUUAUUGACUAAAACUAUUGUUCUAUUAAAUUUAGAUGGUAAAGUUUCAACUAAUCAUAUAAAUGAUUAAGCAAUUGCUCUAAUAGUAGAGAAAAUUAGUCAUUUAAUUGAGUAAUAAACUACAUUUUCAGAGGAAUUCUCAAAUAUUUUUGAGGAUGGUUAAUUUGUAUAAAAGUUGAAUGAAUUAAUGGAUGAAGUGGAAGAUUCAUUUGUAUUUGAUUACAAUUCUUUAAAAUCUUUGAUUGAAAAAGUUAAUAGUGUGUUUUCAAGAAUUAAUUCAACUAAAUAAAAAAUAUUACAAAUAUUCAGAUAGACUUUUGAUUAAAAUGACUUGAACUAAAACCCAAAUUUGGACAUUGUAAUAUUAUAAUUAUAAUAAAAACUAUAAUAAUUUUAAAUUGACAAAGAAGAAUUAGAAUCAAGAAUUUAAUAAUUACAGUUAUCUAAAAAUAAAUACUUGGAGGUUUAGGAAGAAUCUAAGAGGGAAAAGAAAAUUUUAUAAGGAGUUAGAGAUAUAAUUAUAGAUCUACCGAUCUUUUCUCCUUCUGAGGUGUUUUCUUUUUCUGAUUAGAGGUUCAAAAAUAAGUAAGUUGAUUAGGAGGAUGCCAAAUUGAUUCUUGAAGUAAGAAAUUAAUAAAUAACAACAUUAAAAGUGAUUUUAACUGAAAAGUAAACGCAAUUAGAGACUCUUAAUAAUGGGAUGAUAAAAUUAAAGGAUUUAAUGAGCAAUUAUUUUGUACAAAUUAUGAAAUGA